Molecule: messenger RNA, 1794 nt
Organism: Vigna umbellata (rice bean)
Lineage: Eukaryota; Viridiplantae; Streptophyta; Magnoliopsida; Fabales; Fabaceae
Source: RefSeq, a predicted model, not a curated record
AGUUGAGAUGGUAGACUUCAGUGGAGGUGCCAUCACCAACAAUCCCACUGCUCACGAUGUCAAGCACCUUCAUCCGCUAACUAUAUUAUAGUGAAUCAUGUAAUUAAGAAAAACGGUAUGCACGAAAUGAAUAGAUGCCACACGCUUUCAUCGGUGACUACAACAUUGUUUUCUGGGACCAGCAAAGUGUGGUCCUUCCACCAAUUGAAAACCGAUCCCCUUUCGUCACCGUAAUGCUAAACUAUGUGAGAACAGUAUCUAUCUAGAGUCUUCACCAAAUCCAACAGUAUGUGAGAACACAUCAAUUUGUCCAUGGCACCACCAACUACAAGACUGGUUUCGUCAAUAGAUUUGAAGAAGAAGCCAUGGCAGCAAAACCCUCCUCUCCACAACCGAUGGCACCCUCACAUACCACACGUAGCCACUGUUAACACUUCUCAUGUCUUUAGAGUAGAGAUGGUAGAUUGGACAGGAGGCGCAAUUAGAGAUGAUGAUUCACCACUCGACGUAAAAUCCAUAGACCUCUCAACUGUACAUUAUCUUAGUGGGCCAAUUAGAAUUGUGGAUGAUGAUGGGAUCCCAGCCAAGCCUGGAGAUCUGCUUGCUGUUGAAAUAUGCAACUUGGGUCCUCUACCUGGUGAUGAAUGGGGUUUUACUGCAACAUUUGACAGAGAAAAUGGAGGUGGCUUCUUAACAGACCAUUUUCCUUGUGCCACAAAAGCUAUCUGGUACUUUCAGGGAAUAUAUGCUCAUUCACCUCAGAUACCAGGAGUACGAUUUCCAGGUUUAACGCACCCCGGGAUAAUUGGAACUGCACCAUCAAUGGAACUCCUCAACAUAUGGAAUGAAAGGGAGAGAGAUAUAGAAGAAAAUGGUGUUAAGUCUUUCAAACUCUGUGAGGUUUUGCAUACUCGACCUUUGGCAAACUUGCCAUCAACAAAUGGCUGUCUCCUUGGAAAGGUUGAAAAAGGCUCUAGUGAAUGGGAGAGGAUUGCAAAUGAAGCUGCAAGAACAAUACCAGGACGAGAAAAUGGUGGGAAUUGUGACAUAAAAAACCUUAGUAGAGGGGCAAAGGUAUACCUCCCAGUUUUUGUGGAAGGAGCAAAUCUCAGCACCGGUGACAUGCACUUUUCACAGGGCGAUGGCGAGGUCUCUUUCUGUGGUGCAAUCGAGAUGAGUGGUUUCUUAGAACUCAAGUGCGAAAUUAUAAGAGGUGGAAUGAAAGAGUACCUUACACCAAUGGGACCCACUCCCCUUCAUGUAAACCCAAUUUUUGAGAUAGGCCCUGUUGAGCCAAGAUUCUCAGAGUGGCUAGUUUUCGAGGGAAUCAGUGUUGAUGAAAGUGGGAGACAACACUACCUAGAUGCAAGUGUUGCAUACAAGCGAGCAGUGCUCAAUGCCAUCGACUACAUAUCCAAGUUUGGAUACUCCAAAGAACAGGUGUACCUGUUGCUGUCUUGCAUUCCUUGUGAAGGAAGAAUAUCUGGAAUAGUCGAUGCCCCCAAUGCUGUGGCAACCCUGGCCAUUCCAACAGCUAUAUUUGACCAGGAUAUUCGUCCUAAAAAUAACAAGGUACCAGUUGGGCCCCGACUUAUGAGAAAACCAGAUGUUUUCAAAUGCACUUACGAUGGAAAUUUGCCCAUUACAAAGAAUCCUAGUGCCACAUCAUGAUUCAUAUUAACUACACGGGAAAAAUAAAUUUAAUAUCAACAUUUAUAUGUAUGUUGUUGUUCCUCGACCGUUGAGAAAAAUCAGUGACCUAUAUUAUAAUAAAUCUUUACAAUUUCGUGAUUU